UAUGUGGUGUGACCCUGUAGUUAGAAUGAGCAAACCUAAAAAACCCCAAGACAUCGGGUUCUACGCCCUUGAGAAGAAAAUUGGUUUUACAGAUUUAAGAUUUUUAUUGCGUGAGACGUCACAUAAUAACAGCGAAGUUUCGACGGACGAGACGAGACCACCUUGCACCAGUGUAAAGACGAGCGUCAAAACCACUUUCACCGCUUUCAAAACUCGGUAUCACGUCCGGACGCUAGAUAGCGCUACGGAGGUAGACAUGCCGAAGAAGAGACGACGCUUGCGGAAACGAAAAACAAGUUUCGACGCUAAGAUUGGAGAUCAACUUAAAGCAAAGACUCCAACAAAUGCCACGGAAUAUCCGAAGUCUGCUACACAGCCUCAGCACUUCCAAAUGGGAGACCACCCCACCAACAAGAAACCAUAAAAUUUUGCCUCUAAAGAAAUAAAACACAACUUGAAA
Messenger RNA from Ciona intestinalis (vase tunicate), 460 nucleotides. The record is from RefSeq and is a predicted model, not a curated record. Lineage: Eukaryota; Metazoa; Chordata; Ascidiacea; Phlebobranchia; Cionidae.